Ahaetulla prasina is the source of this 1863-nucleotide messenger RNA. RefSeq names its product cyclin dependent kinase 9 (gene CDK9). Lineage: Eukaryota; Metazoa; Chordata; Lepidosauria; Squamata; Colubridae. The transcript has 7 exons. Gene Ontology annotation, molecular function: ATP binding; cyclin-dependent protein serine/threonine kinase activity. Gene Ontology annotation, cellular component: nucleus. Gene Ontology annotation, biological process: protein phosphorylation. The record is from RefSeq and is a predicted model, not a curated record. Bases 9 to 1229 code for a protein of 406 amino acids.
UGAGGGGAAUGGAGCGGCCGGGCGGAAGCGUGGCCGGAAGCGCCCCUCCGCGCUCGGGGGAAGGAGGCUGCCGGCAGCCCGCGGAGUUUGGGGGCGCGCCGGGGACCGCCAUGGCCAAGCAGUACGACGCGGCCGAGUGCCCGUACUGCGACGAGGUCUCCAAGUACGAGAAGCUGGCCAAGAUCGGGCAGGGCACCUUCGGGGAGGUCUUCAAAGCCAAGCAUCGGCAGACGGGCAAGAAGGUGGCGCUGAAAAAAGUGCUGAUGGAGAAUGAAAAAGAGGGGUUUCCAAUCACAGCUUUACGGGAAAUUAAAAUCCUGCAGUUGCUGAAACACGAAAAUGUCGUCAACCUCAUUGAAAUUUGCCGGACGAAAGCCUCCCCCUACAAUCGUUGCAAAGGCAGCAUCUACCUGGUCUUUGACUUCUGCGAACACGACCUGGCUGGCCUUCUCAGCAAUGCCCACGUCAAGUUCACGCUCUCCGAGAUCAAGAAAGUGAUGCAGAUGCUAUUGAACGGCCUCUACUACAUCCACCGGAAUAAGAUCCUUCACCGAGACAUGAAAGCCGCUAACGUGCUCAUCACACGGGACGGCGUCUUGAAGUUGGCCGAUUUUGGCUUGGCCCGAGCUUUCAGCCUGGCCAAGAACAGCCAGCCCAACCGUUACACGAACCGGGUGGUGACUUUGUGGUACCGUCCACCAGAACUGCUGCUUGGAGAACGCGAUUAUGGGCCCCCCAUCGAUCUUUGGGGUGCCGGCUGCAUCAUGGCGGAGAUGUGGACAAGGAGCCCCAUCAUGCAAGGCAACACGGAACAGCACCAGCUCACCCUGAUCAGCCAGCUCUGCGGCUCCAUCACCCCUGAGGUCUGGCCCAACGUGGACAAAUACGAGCUCUACCAGAAGCUGGACCUCCCAAAAGGACAGAAGCGCAAAGUGAAGGAGCGGCUGAAGGCCUAUGUGAAAGAUCCCUAUGCCUUGGAUCUCAUCGACAAGCUGCUGGUGCUGGAUCCCGCCCAGCGGAUCGACAGCGACGACGCCUUGAACCACGACUUCUUCUGGUCGGACCCCAUGCCCUCCGACCUCAAGAACAUGCUGUCCACCCACAACCAGUCCAUGUUCGAGUACUUGGCUCCGCCCAGGAGGAGAGGCGGGCACAUGCCCCAGCAGCCGGCCAAUCAGGGAAGGAACCCCGCAGCAACCAAUCAGACUGAGUUCGACCGGGUCUUCUGAAUCCGAAUUGCGUCGAGAUGGAGAUUUUUUAACGCAUUGUGGUUUCAUAUAUUUUUUUAUGAUUUCCGCCCCCCCCCCUUUCUUUCUUUUUUUGGGGGGGGCGACAGAACAAUGGGAAUAGUCGGAUUCGGACGAUUUCCAGGUCUUUGAAAAUUGCAAUUUAUGGAAAACUCUGCAAGGACCUAAAUUGGACUUGGAGACGUGGCCGAGAGCAUGUGGCUUGCCAUUUGUUUUUUUUUUGUUUUUGUUUUUUUGCAAUGGUUUCCUGUAUCCCCGAAACGUUGGAGGGGCUGGGUUUUAUGCCCUCCUUUCCUGGCUUUGGAGGUCUUUGCUUGAGGGCAGACAGGCUAACACGAAUCGGCUGCUGUCAAUUUUAUAUUUUGCUGCAGAGAGACGAGACGCGGCAGAAUAAGGGCUGGGAAUUCGAUAAAAAUAGGUGCUACUCCCGUUCCUCGUCUUCCGGUCAAGGUCCCGCCCCGGGCCAAAGAAUUUAGCUGGACAUUGGUGACUAUCCAUUGGUCUUUGCUUCAGGCCUUUUUCUUGCAGCACAAAGAGUACACUCUUUCUUUCUUCCUUUUUUUUCUCCCUACCCCCCUCGCUUUAAUUUUGCAAUUUUUUCUCUCUCUUUUUUUUU